AUGAUUGCAAAGGUUUUAUUGUUGGUUGCUCUGUGUGUAGUUGUCUACGGAAGUCAUCAGGAGCACCAUCAUCACCAUCCUCAACCUUACAAAUUUGGCUACGAAAUCAAAGAUCACCACGGAUCUCAACAUAGGCAUGAACACGGAGACGGUCAUCAUGUUCAAGGAAGCUAUGGCUUUACUGACCACAGAGGUAUCCAUAGAGAAGUCCACUACGUAGCAGACCGUCAUGGAUUCAGAGCCACCGUAAAGACCAACGAACCAGGAACUGCCAAUCAAGAUCCCGCUCAUGUCAAAUUGCAUUCGCAUGCUCACCAUCACCACGCGCCUCACCACCAUGCACAUCAUCAUCAUGGACAUGCUCAUGUAUACCAUCACCAAGAUCAUCAUCAUGGUUAA
Molecule: messenger RNA, 399 nt
Organism: Argiope bruennichi
Lineage: Eukaryota; Metazoa; Arthropoda; Arachnida; Araneae; Araneidae
Product: histidine-rich glycoprotein-like
Exons: 3
Coding region: 1-399 (132 amino acids)
Cellular component (GO): chitin-based extracellular matrix
Molecular function (GO): structural constituent of chitin-based larval cuticle
Source: RefSeq, a predicted model, not a curated record